Molecule: messenger RNA, 291 nt
Organism: Alternaria ethzedia
Lineage: Eukaryota; Fungi; Ascomycota; Dothideomycetes; Pleosporales; Pleosporaceae
Gene: MIC10
Product: Mitochondrial inner membrane organizing system component
Exons: 3
Coding region: 1-291 (96 amino acids)
Cellular component (GO): mitochondrion; MICOS complex; mitochondrial inner membrane
Source: RefSeq, a predicted model, not a curated record
AUGGCCGACAACACCCCCCAGCCCGUCGCUCCCAUCUCGCGCACCACACGUCCCAUGAGCGAAGCUCUCCUCAACGAAAAGUGGGACCGCUGCCUCUCUUCAAUGCUCAUCCGCUCCGGCCUCGGCCUGUCAUUCGGCGUCGUCUUCUCCGUACUUCUCUUCAAGCGCCGCGCAUGGCCCGCAUUCACCGGUCUCGGUUUCGGUGCCGGAAGGGCCUGGGAAGAGUGCGACAACUCCUUCAAGCGCGCAGCAUCACCCCCGAAAGACGGCCUCCGCAUUAUCCGACCAUAA